AUGGUUCAGAGUUAUGUAAAAUAUACUCUUUUCCAAUAUAGAUAUCUCGGCACUUUCUAUAACGGCAGCAGUCAAGCUGCUCCGUGUGACGGUUUUAAUUGUCCUGAUGCCAAGAAGCCAGUGUUUGUCUAUGAGUGGUUACGCUACUUAGACGGAAUUCUUCCUGUCACACAAAAGACAGAUCUGAGGGCAAUACAACCAAAGUUGGUUCAGCAAUUGCUAUCUCGAAUAACCUCAAUUAAUGGACCCCCAAUACGUUAUCUUUUGGCGAGAUGCUUAGCGCGUGUUUAUUUGAUCGGUGACAGCUCGACAUUUGGUGACACAUUAAACUUAUGCAACGACACUCUAAAAAUUAGAGAUGAUUCUCCUAGUCAGCUCCCAGUGAAGUUAGCAGCGCUUGCAUGCGUAGCUUCAUUUUACGAAACUAUGGGAAGAUGUGGGUCAAAUUUUGUCGAUACGUUCCCAAUCGUGUUGAAGUGGCUGAAAGUUGCUGAAUCUCAAGGUCGCGCUGAAAUUCUCAUAACGCUAUCAAGUAUGGUUGUGGGGCUUGGUGCUGGUGCAGUGGCCUUUCAUAAAGACGUAUACAAAGCAGCGAAAGCUCAUCUAGCAGAUCGUGUGUUGACUGUUCGUACUGCUGCAUUGCAGUGUGUUACUGCAUUAGUGCCAGUUUAUUCGCCACUGUUCACGACGGAGCUCGAGGCAGUGGUAACACUGUGCACAAAGGCGUUAGAAGGAUCUAAUUACGAGACACGGCGAGCUGUUUCUCGUUUACUGGGUGUUCUUCUGUCUACUGCGCUUCAACCACCUGCACCAUUCGUUUGUACUGGAAAAUCAGCGGCAAACACUCGGGUGCUAGCGUUUCGUCCACUGCCUUUGGAAGAUGCACUACAUAUGCUCGCGGCUGCAUUUUUACGAGGAGGUAUAGGAGGCUUUUUAAAAGGAGGAUCAAACCAGAGUACUGCGACACCAGGAGGUCAGAAAGAUGUCCGCGCUGGAAUUUCAAUGGGAUACGUGGAUUUCAUGCGAGAAAUGGGCGCAAUUUGGCUUGAGCGAAAUCUCUUCUUAGUGUGCAGGCACUUAUUAGACCUUGCAUCAAAAUGUGGUUACAUCGCAUGCACGAACUCACCUGUACAAGCAGCAGAAGCGGUUUUUCUUCGCAGAUGUAUUUCAUACAUUCUGCGGUCCACUGUUGGCGCGAUGCUGAGUGAACAAGCACAAAUUACAGCAUGCAAGCAUCUUGGCCAAUUACUUGCAGAUUAUAUAAAUUCUUUCGAUUAUUCUGUUGAACCGUCAGUGGAACGAGUGCUAGGCACAGAAGCGUACUCCAGUGCUCAAGCAACCGCUGUAGCAGCCCUUGAACUGUCAAACCUCGUUCGCCAAAUUGGAACGGCGGUGACGCCGUUAUUUGUUGAGGCGUCAGGCAUUAUGGAACCUGUGUUUGCAUGCCUUCUUCAUCCGAUUUUAUCUGCUCGUACGGCGAUUGCAUGGUGCUUAAGGUGCAUAACUAUGGCCGUACCCAGUCAACUUACACCUCUGAUUGAUCGGUGUCUUAGCAGGCUCGAACAUAUGAAGUCGUGCAACGAUGCAAUCAGUGGUUAUUCCUUAGCUCUUGCUGCUCUUAUAGCAGCCUCAUCCGAUUGCAAACUUGGUAUUCCCCACGCAAAGCCAAAGCAAGUUUUGGUAUGCGCAGAGGAAAUGCUUAAAACUGCAGCACAACAAAGUCGCCUCGCAGUGUCUAAAAUUUGUGCUGGGUACCUUCUCUUGGAUUCUGUUGUAACAGUAGGUUCUCCAGGAGUAAAGGAAAGCAUGCCUCGUAUCGUACAACUGUGGCGAACUGCUUUUCCACGUAGCAUUAAGGAAGCUGAAGCAGAGAAAGGACGGGGAGACGCAUUCUCUUGGCAGUGUGCAUUGGAACAGCGCGCAGGUGCAUUAGGUGUUAUGUUGGCAGUGGCUAGCAAUCGUGAGCUUUGCGACAGUGAAACCAUUAAGGCCAUGUUGUUGCCAGUGGAAUGCGCCCUUGUAAUGAGCUCACAAGUGGGUAGCUUAAUACGAUCAUAUGGCACAAAGAUGAGAGCAUUGGUUAGUUGUGUACGCGUACGCGUUUAUCAGCUUCUUAUGCUCUUACCACCGAAGAGUUACGAGCAGUGCGUUUAUUCUAUUCGAUGGUUAGAUAUGUUCCAUUCGUUGUUGCGUGAGCUUGUAGCGGAGAUCACGCUUUCGGAUGACCAUGCUUCACAAUUGAUGACAUCAGUGGCUGACAGUAUAUGCUCUGGUGCUGAGCGUACUUUGUUGUCACCGUGGAGUGGGGGGACGACCGAUCAAGCGUUGGUAGAAGAUCAGCUGCAAGUUCUGUCGCAGUUGGGUAGUGGAGCACUUGAGAACGAUGUUACAUGUCUGAUCAGUGGUUGCGCGAAGGAUGUUCAUAACCUAUGGCCAGAGCCUGAUACCUCACAAGUCGCAUCCUUGGACGCUGCGGUGCAGACAUUUGGAAGGGUGUUUCCUAUGGUACCGGAACGUCAAAAACUCCAAAUCACGGAGCAUUUCAUGGAAGUGAUUAAAAAUUGUAAGCAGACGCAGCGCCAACAGGCGAUUCAGUUGAACGUCAUUUGUGCAAUGGCUCUUGCAUUUCGCUGCAUCACAGAAUCAAGAGGUGGUGUGCGCCUAGACAACGAAUUGUUGCGCAAGGCCAGUACAGGUCUUAUAGAAUUGAGCUUGGAAAUGGCCACCACAUCGCUGGCUCGAGCUGUUGCUGCGGAAGCCCUUGGUCGUCUUGCUCAAGCAGUUGGAGAUCCACAGUUCGUCGCUCAACGAGCUCAGUCAUGCUUCGACAAACUGCGUGUGUUUCGUGAUGGACGUCGGGCGGGAUAUGCGCUCACACUAGGAUGUAUUCACAGGCAUGCAUGGGCAAUGGUCGCGCUUUCUUUAAUUGCCGAAACUGGUGGUGGAAUGUUUCGCGGUUACGUCGAGUUGGCUUUGAGCGACUGUCUUUCAUUGCUACUUAAUACUCAGUCUGGAAAUGUGGAAGUUGUACAAGGUGUCGGUAAGCUGCUUUCGGCGUUGAUGACAUGUGUUGGACCGGAGUUAGGUUCAUGUGGCUCUAUUGAAAGUCUUCGUGGUUCGUUACUGGCAGCUUGUGCAAUACAGCUCUCUCAUCCUGAUCCACUUAUUAAGUCAGAGGCGAUUAGUGGUCUACAGCAGAUGCAUCUUUAUGGCCCUCGCUACGUCAAUCUAGGUCAUUUAGUUGUCGAUAUAGCAACGUUCCUAUCAAGUCAACAUCUCUGUCUUCGUAAAGCGUCUCUUUGUUGUCUUCGUCAGCUUGUUCAGCGGGAAGCUAGAGAGGUUCGCGAACAUGCCCAGGUACUAGUACCUCAAGGAAUUGUUGACGAGGGUAAAAAACUUCCACUACCUGACACUGGUCUCGAGGGAGCCCUCUUUGAUAUGCUUGAUGUGGAAACAGAUCCAGUAUUGAGAGCCCAUGUGCAGGAAACUAUAAUUUCUCUUGUUCAAGCAACAUGUGGUGAGCUUUUGAACCAGUGGCUGUUACUUUGUAAAGAUAUAUUGGCCACGUCUAGCGACAGUACACGAAGUACCAUGAUUAUUGGAGAGGAGAAAACUGUAACAGAGGGCGAGGAAGAAGACGAGGGUGGUGAUGAUGAUGACUCAACCUUGCAAGUGAGUGAUGCACGAUCAGCUGUUCAAGAUAAGGGGAAGGUUCAACCUCGAUGGCCUACGAGGGUUUUCGCCACGCAGAUAGUGCAGAGAUUAAUGAGCGUUUGUGAUACUGAGCGAGCUCAUCUGGAUCUUUCUCUAGCAAAAGAACUACAAAUGUCAUCAGGCUAG
Molecule: messenger RNA, 3840 nt
Organism: Angiostrongylus costaricensis
Lineage: Eukaryota; Metazoa; Nematoda; Chromadorea; Rhabditida; Metastrongylidae
Source: the annotation of a GenBank genome assembly